UCGCCAGCGGCUUCUCCGUCGACGUUAGCUCGAAAGAGGCUGCCGUUCGUACGCCUAUCGGUCGACGCUGCCCCAUCCCGGCACGUGCGCCAGCCGCUCGCAUUGCAGCGUGCCACGACGCAGCCGUCUCUGCCAUUGCCAUAUCGACCAUCUGGGGUUUCGCGACAGGACAUCGCCAGGAGCUCCCAUCCGAGUCUUCGAGUCUUCGGCGCAUUUCCCCUCCGGCCAAGCGCGGGACGCAGACUCGUUGAGGGGUAGCCUUUCGGUCCGGCGGUAGACUUUCACCCUCGAGUGACAUCCAGUCACUCACUCAGUCACGCAUCGCGGACUCGGGCCACCAUGGGCCCCAAGAAAAAGACCAAGAGCGAGACGCCAUCGCCGCCUACGCUCACGCCCAGCUGGCCAGCGUUCGCACCGCUCAUUCCCGAGUCUGAUCUUUCACUGCACGAAGCCUUUCCCGGCCAGAUCGUGACGCUGCCAAACUUCUUCACAGCCACCUUGUCCAAGACCUAUGUGUCGUUCCUCUCUUCGCUCCCACUUGCGACCACGCCCGGCAAGCCAAAGCGAGGAGACGCGGUGCGCGUAAAUGAUCGCUUCCAAGUUGACGAUCCAGCAUUUGCAGAGCGCCUAUGGAGCGGCACUUCCCUGAGAAACCUCGUCCUCGGAACCGCUGAGAACGAUGGCCUCGGCAUGGAUGACGCGCAGCGGAGGAACCUCUGGGGUGGCGACGUAGUGGGUCUGAACCCCAACAUUCGCAUCUAUCGGUACUCCAAGGGGCAGUUCUUUGACCAGCAUUACGAUGACUCCAACAACGUUACCUUGCCUGGAAGCCCGCCGGUGCCUGCGCGAACGACCUGGACUUUGCUGCUCUAUCUCACGUCGCCUGCCACAGGGUGCAUCGGGGGCGAGACCGUCUUCUACCCUGAACCGGAAACAGGGAAGAAGAGGAGCAAAGAGCCACCGCCCGAACCUUUUGUCGUGGAGCUUGAGGUCGGCCUGGCGCUUUUGCAUCGUCAUGGUGCCCACUGUAUGUUGCAUGAAGGUCGUGAGGUGACCCAGGGAGAAAAAUGGGUCAUCCGAAGUGACCUAUGCGUCAAACGUUGAUACCGGGUGAGACAGAAGUCGUCUAUAUUUCGUCCUCUAUUAUCAACUGUUCCCGACCUUAGCGCCGUCCUCAUGUCAGGUUUUAGAUGCCAGGGGAUUGCUCACGUACAAGGUGUCCUUCGACAUGCUCAAUGGCAGACUUUGGCGGUAUGAUCCUCCAGAGUUAUUCGCCUGAGUAGAUUCAUGAGCCAGCCCGGCAUGCUGAGAUGCCAGCAUGCUGGGCAAUAUCUGCGUUCCUUCGGGCAAGUGUGGCACGGUCGUGA
This is a messenger RNA of Paraphaeosphaeria sporulosa, 1367 nucleotides long. RefSeq lists its product as uncharacterized. Gene Ontology annotation, cellular component: endoplasmic reticulum. Gene Ontology annotation, molecular function: L-ascorbic acid binding; iron ion binding; procollagen-proline 4-dioxygenase activity. Gene Ontology annotation, biological process: peptidyl-proline hydroxylation to 4-hydroxy-L-proline. The coding region runs from base 340 to 1104 and encodes 254 amino acids. The transcript has a single exon. Lineage: Eukaryota; Fungi; Ascomycota; Dothideomycetes; Pleosporales; Didymosphaeriaceae. The record is from RefSeq and is a predicted model, not a curated record.